Telopea speciosissima is the source of this 864-nucleotide messenger RNA. RefSeq lists its product as uncharacterized. The record is from RefSeq and is a predicted model, not a curated record. The transcript has a single exon. NCBI's taxonomy places the organism in Eukaryota, Viridiplantae, Streptophyta, Magnoliopsida, Proteales, Proteaceae. The coding region runs from base 1 to 864 and encodes 287 amino acids.
AUGAGUGGACUAGUUGACAGUGAACUUGUGAAAGUUAUGGGAUGUACCACUGCCAAACAAAUUUGGGAUAAGCUAUGCAGUGUUCAUGAAGGAGACACCAAGAUCAAAGAAGCAAAGCUACAAACUCAUAGAGUCCAGUUCGAGUGCCUAAAGAUGGCUGAAGAUGAAACUAUCGAGGCUUAUAUGUUGAGGGUUAACGAGGCAAUCAAUGCCAUUAGAGGACUUGGGGAAGAAAUCAAAGACCCUGUGAUUGUAAAGAAAGUGUUAAGAUCAUUGCCACCCCGGUUCGAUUCGAAGGUGUCUGCCAUUGAAGAAGCAAAGGAUCAUGAUACAUUUAGCAUGGAUGAACUGCAUGGUUCCCUUUCAGCUUUCGAGAUGCGAAUUGACAGGCCUAAAGCUACUGACAAGACAGCUGCAUUCAAGGUUCAAAAGAAAAAGCAGAUUGAGCCCAAGUCUGAUGAAGAUGAUAUUGAAGCUGAUAUUGAUGAUGGUGAAACGAACUUCAUCAGAAAACUGAAGCAAGGUAAAGGCAAGUAUAAAGGUAAAUUACCAUUCAAGUGCUUCAAUUGUGGAGCUGCCAAGUGUCAACACAAGGGCAAAGAUGCUGAUGAAGAACCCAAACAAUUCAAAAAGAAAAAAAUAUUCUUCAAGAAAGGGAAAUCAAAGAGUAAGGGACUCAUUUCCAAGCACCAAAAUAGCACUUCAGAUGAUAGCUCUGAAGAUGAGUCAAAUGAUGAUACUGCAGAUGAGUCACUAUUCAUGGUACUAAGUGAUAUUACUGAGAAGUCUAAUGAGCACCCCACCACUGGUGAUAAUGAUGAUGAGGAGGGUAGACUUAGAAGGAGAGCUUGUUGCAGCUCUUGA